AUGCUUAUGACAUUCAACAUUUUUUAUGACACAAUUGUUAAAGAACAAGUCUUGGUUAUUCAAAAACGACAGGAUGGUUCUACCGACUUUUAUAAGACUUGGACAGAUUACAAGAAAGGAUUUGGAGACCCAUCCAAAAACUACUGGAUUGGAAAUGAUGCAAUUCACUCUUUAACAAAGACAAGUCAGGAACUACGAGUGGAGCUGUUGAGUUUUGCUGGUGAGAAAGCGUUCGCCCUGUACUCUGCAUUUAAAAUUGGAGAUGAGAGCAGCAAAUAUCGGCUUACAGUGUCAGGAUAUUCAGGAACGGCGGGAGACUUCUUAAAGUACCACAAUGGCAUGAAGUUCACGACACAGGAUCACGAUAAUGACGAGUGGAACAGUAACUGUGCUGUAAGGGGUCACGGAGCAUGGUGGUUCAAGUCCUGUGAUCACUCCAAUCUGAACGGGAAAUACGCCAACUGGGGUGGUGGGAAAUUUGCUGCAGCGUUAAAAGGGACAAUGAUGCUGAUCAGACCUAAGAGUUAGCAUCAAUAUACACCGUGUUUAACACAUCUGAUCAGACCCAAGAUCCAAGAUUGGUUGAUUGUAUCUUGUUUAUCGUCCUCUCGAGAAUGUUUCACUCACAUGGAGACGGCACCAAGACCGGUGAAGGGCUUCAAAUUUAGGCAUAUAUUCGAUGCUUACGGCCAUUGAACAGUGGGGGUUCUUUAGCGUGCCACACCUACUGUGACACAGGACAAUCGUUUUUAAGGUCAUCUCCGAGGACCCGUAACAUUCACGCCUGGUGCCGAGCGUUUGGUGUCAGAUGGAACUGUCACUACCUGUUUUAACGACUUAGGUCUGUCGCGGCCUGAAUUCGAACCCUGACCUUCCGCAUGCGGGGCGAACACUACCUCUAGACCUCUAGACCACCGCGGUGGUGUUCAGUCCCAAGAGUUAUCAUCAAUUAAUACAACCAUGUUCUGUAUAUACUUAUUUUACAUCAGAUAUCUACAUGUAUCUAUGAUGAAGAGAGAAUAGUAACAGGCGGUUCAUAAAUAUCAAUCAAAUUGUCAGGCAUUUUUACAAUCUAAUUUUUUAUUGAGUUGUGAACAGUGGCACUUUGUGUAUGAUGAUUGAAUUGUGUUCUGUUUAUUAGUAUAAGUCACUGAUUAUUAAACUCUGACAAAUGAUCAUCAUAUUCUAAGUAAUAUAUGAUCUGCAUGUAUUAUUUUGAUCUCCACGUGAAUGUUAGUGGUAUACGAUUAAUUGACAUGAAAAAUUCGUGUACAUAUUGUAAAUAUGCAUAUCUUGAAUAGCUUCUUAAAUAAAAUGUAUAUGACCAU
Messenger RNA from Ostrea edulis (European flat oyster), 1328 nucleotides. Its product is annotated as ryncolin-1-like. The record is from RefSeq and is a predicted model, not a curated record. Lineage: Eukaryota; Metazoa; Mollusca; Bivalvia; Ostreida; Ostreidae. The transcript has 4 exons. Bases 1 to 528 code for a protein of 175 amino acids.